Messenger RNA from Notothenia coriiceps (black rockcod), 769 nucleotides. RefSeq names its product sodium/potassium/calcium exchanger 2-like. Gene Ontology annotation, molecular function: calcium channel activity; calcium, potassium:sodium antiporter activity. The record is from RefSeq and is a predicted model, not a curated record. The transcript is spliced from 5 exons. Gene Ontology annotation, biological process: long-term synaptic depression; long-term synaptic potentiation; intracellular calcium ion homeostasis. NCBI's taxonomy places the organism in Eukaryota, Metazoa, Chordata, Actinopteri, Perciformes, Nototheniidae. Gene Ontology annotation, cellular component: plasma membrane. The coding region runs from base 1 to 741 and encodes 246 amino acids.
AUGGAUGAGGGUUUCAGCAGCAGUAGAAGAGAGGGAGGGUCAGAGGCAGGCAAUGUUCUUGAGCUGGAAAAAAGCAGUUUUGGUGAUGUGGAUGCACAAGCUGAGGACGAGGAGGAGGACGACCAGCCUCUGAGCCUGUCCUGGCCUGACUCCUGCCACAAGCGCAUCACGUACCUCCUCAUCAUUCCCAUCGUCCUCCCACUGUGGUUAACGCUGCCCGACGUCAGGAAGCCGACUGCCCAAAGGUUCUUUCCCAUCUCCUUCAUCGGUUCCAUCUGCUGGAUUGCAGCAUUCUCCUACUUAAUGGUGUGGUGGGCUCACCAGGUUGGAGAGACCAUCGGGAUUACGGAGGAGAUUAUGGGCCUGACUAUAUUAGCAGCUGGAACGUCCAUCCCUGACCUCAUUACCAGUGUCAUCGUGGCACGCAAGGGGCUGGGGGAUAUGGCUGUCUCCAGCUCCGUCGGCUCCAACAUCUUCGACAUUACAGUAGGACUGCCGUUCCCCUGGCUCUUAUGGUCCUUUAUCAACAACAUGUCUCCGGUGAAAGUCAGCUCCAACGGCCUCUUCUGCGCCAUUGUGCUCCUCUUCAUCAUGCUCCUCUUCGUCAUCAUCUCCAUCGCCGCCUGUAAGUGGCGCAUGAGCAAGAUGCUGGGCUUCAUCAUGUUCAUGCUGUACUUCGUCUUCCUGGUGCUCAGCGUCAUGCUGGAGGACAAGGUCCUCACCUGUCCCGUGUCCAUCUGAGGAGCCUCUUCCUGUCCCUCGUCACCGC